UUGAAAAAGUAUCUUCUUUAGUUCCAUUACAGCUUCAAUCCUUUGUUUCAUGCGAAGUUCCCGUUAAAAUGGCACCGCAUGGAGAUGCUAUUACUACUAGCACUUCCACCAAGAGAAACAACUUCCCAUUGCCACCGAAGCUCUCCAAGGACAGCCUAAACAGGACCGUAUCCAAUAUCACUUUCCUAGUGAGCAAGGAAGUGCUCGAUAACUACAAAGAAACAGCCACAACGAGUGAGAAGCAGCUGCCGCCUAUAUCCGAAGUGGAAGAUGCAAAGUGCGAGUGUUGCGGGAUGAGCGAAGAGUACACCCCGGAAUACAUCGAGCGAAUCCACAACAAGUUCUUGGGAAAAUGGAUAUGCGGACUGUGUGCGGAGGCGGUGAAAGAAGAGAUGGAGAAAAAUGGAGGGAAGAUAGAGCAAGGCUUGAGUGCUUAUAUGAACACAUGUGCUAGGUUUAACAAGAUCGGGAGGGCUUAUCCAGCUCUGUUGACAGCUGAAGCCAUGAGGGAGAUUCUAAGGAAGAGUUCAAGAGAUGCGAAAAGUCUUAGGGCAAAAUCUAUUAGCCCUAGGGACAGAUCAGGUGCUCAGAAGAAUGGUGGGGUUGCCAGAAGCACCAGUUGCAUUCCAGCAAUUACAAGGGACAUCAACAAUCUAAAUGUUCCGAACUGAUGAGAUGGGAAAUUACUAGCCCAAGCCCAUCAUAAUGUCAGAAUAUUUUUAGUAACCUAUUCUUUUCCUCCCUUUCUGUGCGCCAAACCUUUUAUUAUCUUGGUAGUUUUUUUUUGGGUUUGGUCCAAUUAUUUUUAUUAAUUUGCUAAUAUAGGUCAUUGACCUACAUGUAACCAAAAGCUUAAACCACCUUCUGGCUAAGCGGGUAUAUAGUUGGGUUUUUCUAGGGAUGCUUCUUUUGCAUCCCACGUAGAUUCUGCUUGUGUUGCAUAGUAACUUCUUUCGAGUAAAAACAGCUAGGUUCUGAUGUUAAACAGUAUUUGUGAAAGGGUCAGCAUCCU
Messenger RNA from Hibiscus syriacus, 1012 nucleotides. RefSeq lists its product as uncharacterized. The transcript has a single exon. The record is from RefSeq and is a predicted model, not a curated record. NCBI's taxonomy places the organism in Eukaryota, Viridiplantae, Streptophyta, Magnoliopsida, Malvales, Malvaceae. The coding region runs from base 69 to 671 and encodes 200 amino acids.